Messenger RNA from Drosophila albomicans, 2124 nucleotides. RefSeq names its product transient receptor potential cation channel protein painless-like. The record is from RefSeq and is a predicted model, not a curated record. NCBI's taxonomy places the organism in Eukaryota, Metazoa, Arthropoda, Insecta, Diptera, Drosophilidae. The transcript is spliced from 5 exons. Bases 1 to 2124 code for a protein of 707 amino acids. Gene Ontology annotation, molecular function: protein binding.
AUGGCGAAAGGCGAAGUCGAUGCUCAGCAAGAGCUAGAGGAUGCAUUUGAAGCGAAAGAUUUGGAUGGAUUUAAACGUGCCAUCACACGUGGUGCUCAGCCCAACCUCAGCUCAAAAAGGGAUGAGGACAAUCAACUGAGCAUCUUUGAGAAGGCUUUAUCAACAAGAGACUGUGCUAAAUUUAUAGAAACGUGUCUCGAUGCUGGCUGCGAUCCCAAUUACGUUAAUUCGGAGCUUAAUAAAGCUGUCAUCCACUAUGCAAUCGAUUCAGGAAUCGGUUCAGCAGGCGAAUUUGAUGACUGCAAUCUUUUCGUGCUGGUAUAUCGACCCAACUCCAAAGUAGAUCUUGAUCACAUGUACGAGCGGGAAACAGCAUUAAGUAGAUUAAUCAAAAGUCUGGAAGUAGAGAAUCCACCUGAUUGCUAUCACGCCAUUCGAUUGCUAUUAAACAAAGGUGCUUCACCGAAUAUUGCCGAUUCUAAUGGCAAAACUCUCAUGCAACAAGUGCUACUCAACGAAAAAAUCUCACAAGGGCUACAAACGCUUUUGAUCUCGGUGUUUGUAAAGGCACCCAAACUCAGUCCGCGUCCGCUACUCAGUCAGCAUGUUUUGCUAAUACCCGACACUCUGGCGCAAUACCAAAAGACCAUUGUAAACUGGGAUAAUAAGAAAAUGUUGCGACAUUUACUCAUGGAGCACAUCACAUUCCAUACUGAGAAUGCACUCGAAGCAGUGCUUGCCACCCUGGAAAAGAAUUCGCCACAGGAAAAUGAAUAUCUUGUGGAAUUGGCUGUCAAAGUUAAUAACUGGUCAACUGUUCUACAAUUGCUUAAGAGCGAAUAUCUCAACCUGAUGCCCAAGGGUACGCUUCUAAAAACUAUGAUUAUGCAGGUGAAAUUAAAAUUACUGAUCAAUGACCUGCGGCGCAACGAAUACCAGAAAUGUUUGCAGCAAUUGUUUAAGGUUCAGCUGCAGCAUAUCAAUGACUUCGAUGAUCAGCACAAAACGCUUCUGCAUUAUGCGGUGCUCUGUCGCAAUGAGAUUGCCAUAAGAGUGCUCUUGAGGGAGGGCGCCAGAUUGGGAGUGCGCAAUGACAAGAAUCGCUUGUUGAUCGAGGAUAUCGAUGCCAAGCUUCUGGAGGAGCAUUUCGAUUACUGCAUCUUUGGGCGAGGUGAGAAGACCAGCCACGAGGAUUACGAGAUCAUCAUGAACUAUCUGAAUAUGACCAACAAGUACAACGAACUCGAUAUUGCUCCCAUUGCCUGCAUGGCCCGGUCGAAGGAGCUGUGUCCGCUGUUGGAGCAUCCGUUGAUCACCUGCUUUCUAAAGCUGAAGUGGAGUCGACUCACCACGAUCUUCUUCACCCACUUUAUCAUCAAUAUCAUCUUAUGUUUGAUAUUGGGGAUCCAUAUUUGGUUGCGUUUCCCUAAACGUAAUAAUAACGAGCUUUACAUAUGGAUUGUUAAGAGUCUGUUCCAAGUGCUGAUUGGCUAUCUUCUUAUAGUGGAAGUCAUUUCCUUAGUGAUAAUCAAGCAUUGGUCGCGCAGUAUAAUCGAUUUUAUUCUGAUUUUUAUGCUCAUCCUCACAAACAUCGAGUGUGGAGAUGACAUCCAAAGGAUUAUUACCGUUUUCGCCAUUAUGCUUAUGUCCACCAAACUGAUUGAUCUGUGCCUUUCAUAUCGACCCACAUGCGCAUGCUGCGCCAGCUUCAGCUUGUGCUUCUAUGUGCUGUUCUCCAAACCGAGCUCUACGAAUUCACCGAAUUCCUCGGAUUUAGCGAAUUCUACGAAUUCAGCGAAUUCUACGGAUUUAGCGAAUUCUACGAAUUCAGCGAACUUAACCGGUUCAGCAAACUCAACAGAUAAUGAUUUCAGACUCUCUUAUGCGGAUCUUAAAUUAUCGUUUAUCAAGACACUUGUUAUGUUCAAUAGUCAAUAUGAUAAUAUCGACGCUAAUGGGUAUUUCUGUAUUUUUGUGAUGAUCAUAUUCAUGUUUAUGGUCAUGGUCCUCACCAACUUACUGGGCGGCCUGGCUGUCGGCGAUACGCAGGAAGGAAGGAAUAACGCCAACAUUAUAGACGAUAUAGCCAUGUCCAUCUGUCACUCCGUCUAUCCGAACACCUAG